Molecule: messenger RNA, 2835 nt
Organism: Galleria mellonella (greater wax moth)
Lineage: Eukaryota; Metazoa; Arthropoda; Insecta; Lepidoptera; Pyralidae
Gene: CYP49A1
Product: probable cytochrome P450 49a1
Exons: 13
Coding region: 458-2095 (545 amino acids)
Molecular function (GO): oxidoreductase activity, acting on paired donors, with incorporation or reduction of molecular oxygen; monooxygenase activity; iron ion binding
Source: RefSeq, a predicted model, not a curated record
GCAUAAAGUGAGCACCCAGCGGAACUGCGCAAAGUAUUUGUGCAAAAUUUGUGUGAUAACCGCGAUCUGUGUGCACUGUUAGAAUUUAUAAAAAAGUGUCAAUUUUACUUUUUUUCACUCUAAUAAUUAUCUGUGAAUUUAGUGUUCUUUUUUAUUAUUAAAUAUUGGAUUUCACCUAAUUAAAAAAAUAUCAAUACAGGUAUAUGUAAGUUAGGAAAAGAUGUAAAGUAGUUUUCAUAAUAACAAUUUCAUUCUAGUCUAACUUUUUUUUUGACUGAAGAACUGUCAUGUAGAACGAACAUAUUGCUUGGAAGGUUUUGGAUUUGAUUAAGUCAUAUACCUAUAUUUUUUAUCACUUGUACGCAAAUUAAAUUUAAUGGUAUGGUUUCAUAUUGCUUUGGAACUGUGGGACUGUAAAUAAGGAAAUAUAAAAAUGUAAGUAGAAGUAACAAAAAAUAUGCGGAACAGAAUGAAUAUAAUAAAAUGGCCUCUAAGGAAUUUGCCUGCUCGCCAUUUCUCAACAACAGCUCGUUGUGGUCAGGCUGCUGAACCUGGAAUUGAUAUUGGGUCAAACAAGGUGGGUUUAGGAUGUCCGAUUCACGGUCACCGUGCGCGCUCCACGCACGCAGCUAUAGACACGUCGGUGUUCGAGAAUGUGGCGCCAUCUGUAAAGUCAUGGGAGGAGGUGCCGGGACCGAAGCCACUACCGCUUCUGGGCAACACUUGGCGGUUUAUACCUUAUAUCGGUGGUUAUUCAGUUGAACACGUGGAUAAAGUAUGUUUAUCUCUUCGAGAGCAAUAUGGCAACUGUGUGAAGAUGGCGGGACUGCUGGGAAGACCUGAUAUGCUGUUCGUUUUCGACGCCUGGGAAGUCGAGAGGGUCUUCAGAGGAGAGGACGUGGCACCACACAGGCCUUCAAUGCCGUCGUUAAAUUACUACAAGCAUACAUUGAGACGGGACUUUUUUGGUGCCGAAGAUAAUUGCGCCGGAGUUAUCGCUGUUCACGGAGAAGCAUGGUCUGCAUUCAGAACCAAAGUAUCAAAAGUGGCACUGAGCGCAGGCGCGGCCGCUGAGUAUACUGUACCCGUGGCUCAAGUAGCCGACGCAUUUGUUAAUAGAAUACGUAAAAUUAGAAAUGAGAAGCAAGAGACACCAGAUGACUUUUUGAAUGAAGUUCAUAAAUGGUCUUUGGAAUCUCUAGGUCUAGUCGCACUGGACACUCGGCUGGGUUGUUUCGAAGCCAGCGAAGGUUCAGAGAGUCAACGUUUGAUUGACGCGGUCAACACUUUUUUCCUCUGCGUGGGUGAAUUAGAAUUGCGAGCUCCGUGGUGGAGAAUUUAUCCGACGGCAAUGUUUAAAAGAUACGUAGCUGCACUUGAUACCAUCCUCAGUGUAACUCUAAACCACGUGGAGAGGGCGCUGGAGGAGACCCGUAAAGCAAACAGUAGCAAGUCACUGCUACAAGACUUGGUGGCUGCAGCAGGAGCCAGGGUCGCCGCUGUCGCCGCUCUAGACAUGUUCCUUGUGGGAAUUGAUACGACGUCAAAUGCCGUAGCGUCGACGUUGUACCAGCUGUCUUUAAGGCCGAAUGUCCAAGAAAAACUUUACAAAGAGAUCACCGGGGUCCUGCAGGGGAGACCUAUGAAGCCUGGUGAUGUUAACCAAAUGCCAUAUUUAAGAGCCUGUAUUAAGGAGGUUUUAAGGAUGUAUCCAGUUGUGAUCGGCAAUGGCAGACAGUUAACGAAGGACACAGUUAUUUGUGGUUAUAACAUACCAAAGGGUACUCAAGUGAUUUUCCAACACUAUGUUAUGGGAAAUACGGAAGAGUAUUUCACUAAAGCGUCAGAGUUCUGCCCUGAACGAUGGAUACAGAGGACUGCUGGGCAGAACCACCAUCCUUUCGCAUCGCUGCCUUUUGGUUUUGGGAAACGAAUGUGCCUCGGUAGACGAUUUGCUGAAUUGGAAAUACAUACUGUGAUUUGUAAGAUGGUGCAAGCUUUCAAAAUGGAAUAUCACCAUCAGCCUUUGGAAUACCAUGUCCAUCCCAUGUACACACCAAAUGGACCGAUACGCUUGAAACUAAUUGAACGAUAGACAAUUUGACAUAUAUUCUGAUCAUUGUAUGUAUAUAUAAUAUGUAUGUAUAAGAAUAAAUAAACAUUCUUAUGCAAACGCAUGAUAGAGCCUUCCAAAGUAAAAUAUUGUAUUGCCACUUUGGAUGGUUUUUAUUAGCUUAUACUUUUUUAAAGUAAUUAAAAAACUGAACAAACUUAAAAAUUAGUAAAAUGACGUUCGGCCGUAGAAAAUGCAAGACCGGAGAUAUGUUGAAUGUGAGUCUUCCUUAAAAAGGAAAAGAUACAAAAUGUAGUUAAGGAAAUUAUUUCUUUUCUUAGCAUGUUAUAUUAUCUAAAAAAAGAGACUUUUUUUUUCUUAUUUGGUCAACUUUGAGAUAUUAGUUUUUUUUAAGAGUGCGAUAGGUACAGUUUUAUUUAGGUAAUCAUUAUAUCAUCAUCAUCAUCAUUUCAGCCAUUAACUGCGUCCUGCUAAAAAUAGGCCUCCCCCAUAAGGAGGGUUUUGCUAGUAGUUGCCAUGCUUGGCAGGCGGGUUGGCAACAGCAGUUAGGCUUUUGAUGAUGUUUUAAUAAAUAGAUACCUAUUUAGAAAUAUUGUAAAAUAAAGAUUAAAAAAGUACUUAUUUAAUUUCACUGAAUAUAAUUAAUACAUAAGAGGAUCGAAGUCACUUAAACCCAUUUCUGGUGGGUCGGGCAUUAAAAUAACAUUUGAUUUUAUCUAUUUUAAUAAUGAUUUAAAUUUAAUAAAGAAAUAAUCAUUUCA